Molecule: messenger RNA, 950 nt
Organism: Corylus avellana
Lineage: Eukaryota; Viridiplantae; Streptophyta; Magnoliopsida; Fagales; Betulaceae
Product: GCN5-related N-acetyltransferase 8
Molecular function (GO): N-acetyltransferase activity
Source: RefSeq, a predicted model, not a curated record
AUUGGAAUUGUUGUUCAUUUCUUCACUCCCAACCUAAUCCAAACACUCUAGAAAUUAGUAGAAGAAACCCAUUUCUCUAUAGAAAAGAAAAAUGGCCGCCGCCGCACCGCCGCCGCCACCAACCCCAGCGGCCAUAACGCUGCCAGACCCAACCCCAACGGGGCAACCUGUCUUCGCCCGCGUGCGCCUGGGCAACGCAUCGGACGUCCCCCACAUCCACAAGCUGAUCCACCAGAUGGCCGUCUUCGAGCGCCUCAGCCACCACUUCUCCGCCACCGAGGCUUCCCUCUCCUCCACCCUCUUCACCUCCCCUCCCUUCCAGUCCUUCACGAUCUUCAUCCUCGAGGUCUCCCCGAACCCAUUCCCACCCACUAUCCCUCCUCACCCUCUCUUCUCACCCAUUACUCAAAUUGCCCCUCUCGACCUCCCCAUCAACGACCCAGAAAAGGAAGCGUUCAGAUCCCACAACAGCGGCGGCCUCGACGUUGUGAUUGCUGGGUUUGUUUUGUUUUUCCCCAACUUCUCGACGUUCUUGGGGAAACCGGGGUUCUACGUGGAGGACCUGUUUGUGAGGGAUUGCUACAGAAGGAAAGGGUUUGGGAAAAUGCUGCUCUCUGCCGUGGCGGCGCAGGCGGUGAAAAUGGGAUAUGGGAGGGUGGAGUGGGUGGUGCUGGACUGGAAUGUUAACGCUAUCAAGUUCUAUGAGGAAAUGGGUGCUAAGGUCUUGCAGGAGUGGAGGAUUUGCCGCCUCACUGGUGAAGCUCUCCAAGCCUAUGGAAGUGCUCAUAAUUAAUUAAUUAAUUUUUAUUUUUAUUUUUUAUGUCAAUUUCCUUAUGUUUUCUCCCAAGUAAUUUCACUGCUAUGCCUUGUUAAGUUCUUCAAAUCUACUGUUAGUGAAAGAACAUGUUGCCCUUUAAAGUUUCUAAUUCUGGGUGUGAUCUUAGCAUUUA